This is a messenger RNA of Rubroshorea leprosula, 793 nucleotides long. The record is from the annotation of a GenBank genome assembly. NCBI's taxonomy places the organism in Eukaryota, Viridiplantae, Streptophyta, Magnoliopsida, Malvales, Dipterocarpaceae.
CUCUUCCACCUACAUCCUUUUCUUCCUUCUUUCUCCAACCAAGGUUAAGGUGCUUUUUGUUAGAUUAGUAGAUCGAGGUAGCAGCCUCUCGGUUUAGGAGCUUUUGGCACGGGACUCACAUGCUCGUUGUAUGUACAAGAUAGGGUCUCGUGUUUUCGAUAGGGAAGCAAAUCGAUGUGUUACCAAAACAAUAACUCAGCUUUUGUUUUUUUGAAAAGCUUUGGAGAAGAAAUUUGCCUCAUAUAAUUUUUGUGCUUUCUUUUGAAGAAAUAUUUUAUAUCAUAAGUGUUUUUACUUCUGCUGCAAUUCUUUAUUAUAAAUCUUAUUUCCGAACUCUCCUAGGACUAAAAGUGCUUAGGGAGGUGUGUUAUAGCUACCCUCCAGCGAUAAAAAUCCAUCAAGUAGCAGCCGGCGGUCCCUUGGUGGUCGCCCGUACAUGGUGGUACGGUGCCCGGUAGGCAGCAACAACUAGGACUACCCUCUGACGGUGCAGGUACGACAAGAAGGGCCAACGUUUGUUAGCGGUAUCACACCUUAUCAAAUCAGAGGCUAUGGAAGCAGCUGGUGUUCCCCUUCCAUGGAGACAACUCCACCUUUCUUUAUACAUAUUCAUCGCUAUGGCGGAGUAUGGUCUAAUGAGAUUUACCCCUUCGCAACUUGGCAGAUUUGUGGGAGUGCUCUUUCGAUUCCACAUAAUUCACGCUUCAACCAUGGGCAAAGCUAGCCACUGUUGUCCCUUUGGCUAUGGGGAAGCUAUGCAUGGCUAACCCCGCAAUACAUAAAUAACAUGGCC